Molecule: messenger RNA, 1401 nt
Organism: Xenopus laevis (African clawed frog)
Lineage: Eukaryota; Metazoa; Chordata; Amphibia; Anura; Pipidae
Gene: gpn1.L
Product: GPN-loop GTPase 1 L homeolog
Exons: 14
Coding region: 51-1145 (364 amino acids)
Cellular component (GO): nucleus; cytoplasm
Molecular function (GO): GTPase activity; GTP binding
Source: RefSeq, marked predicted
CGCUUGUAUUUGGGUAGAGUGACGUUUCGGGAGGAGGAAGUAGCGGAAGCAUGGCAGCGGCUGAGGAGAGCGAGACCCUGUGCCUCAUAGUCCUGGGAAUGGCGGGCUCUGGCAAGACUACAUUAGUACAGAGACUGACCGCUUAUCUCCAUGGGAAGAAUUCACCUCCGUAUGUGAUUAACCUGGAUCCUGCCGUCCAUGAGAUCCCCUUUCCUGCAAAUAUAGAUAUCAGGGACACGGUGAACUACAAGGAAGUCAUGAAGCAAUAUUCCCUGGGGCCAAACGGUGGCAUCGUCACUUCCCUCAAUCUGUUUGCUACAAGGUUUGACCAGGUGGUGAAGUUCAUAGAGAAGAGGCAGAAGAACUGCAGGUAUGUUGUGAUGGACACUCCGGGGCAGAUUGAAGUUUUCACCUGGUCGGCCUCUGGGGCAAUAAUCACUGAAGCACUGGCUUCCUCCUUCCCCUCAGUGGUGGUUUAUGUGAUGGACACGUCCCGAAGUACCAACCCUGUCACCUUCAUGUCUAACAUGCUCUAUGCCUGCAGCAUCAUGUAUAAGACCAAACUGCCAUUUAUUGUUGUAAUGAACAAGACAGAUAUAAUCGAUCACAGCUUUGCAGUGGAAUGGAUGCAGGAUUUUGAGACCUUCCAGGACGCUCUGAACCAAGAAACGUCGUACGUCAGUAACCUGACCCGAUCCAUGAGUCUGGUGCUGGAUGAGUUCUACACUGCCCUGCGGGUGGUGGGAGUCUCUGCAGUGACAGGCGCUGGCAUGGACGACUUCUUUGUGAAGGUGACGGAGGCAGCGGAUGAAUAUGAACGGGAAUAUCGCCCGGAAUACCAACGUCUGCGGAAAGAAGCUGAGGAAGAGCAGAGGAAAGAGCAGAAGGAGCAACUGGAGAGGCUUCACAGGGACAUGGGCUCAGUUGCCCUGAAUGCUGGAGCGGGGGCAGGCUUGGAAGAAGAAGCAGCAGUGGCCGGUCCUUCUGAUCUGAUUCUCACGCGAGGGAACCUGGAGGAGGAGCCAGAGGACAGUGACACUGAUGAUAUUGACCAUUCAGUGGCUGAGGAACGACUCGAGGAACCGGCGUUCCAGAACUUCCUGCAGCAAACCCAGAGCAUGUACCAGCAGAAGAUGGGCCAGUGAGGCUACUGUGUGGGCUACGAGCGCAAGCAGGAAGUGGAGUAAGAAACAUGGAGGGCUGUGAUUGGCUGGAUUAUUAUGGCGCUUUCAUGUCGGUGGCAAAGUAAGGAGUGAAAUGUUCCCAGAAGGUGGCGCUGCCGACUGGUUCUCUGCUGCUUCUCUCUGUGCAAGUGAGCUGACACUCCAAAGCCAUGUCCUUGGUCCUGACCCCCUGGCACGAGCUCAUUCACAUGAAUUGAAGGACAUUGUAUCCCCCCCA